UGUGUGCUGGCCCAGAUGAGGAGUGAUUACCUGGGCUCGGACCCGGACAUGGUGGAAGCGGUGAAGCAGCACAUCCUCGACAUGCUCCAUCUCAGCGCGAGGCCCAACGUCACCCACCCGGUGCCGCGCGCCGCCCUGCUCAACGCCAUCAAGAAACUACACGUGGGCCGCGUGGGCAAGGACGGCAUCGUGGAGAUCCAGGAGGAGGGGACGGGGGGCGGCGUGGGGGCGGCGCCGCCACCCGAGCCGCCCUCUGAGAUCAUCACCUUUGCCGAGCCAGGCGACGCUACAUCCGCUGUGACCUUUGACAUUUCCAAGGAGGGCAGUGAGCUCUCAGUGGUGGAGCAGGCCAAUGUGUGGCUCUUCCUCAAGCUGGCCAAGGGGCGAGGCAAGGGCAAGGUGAACAUACAGCUUCUGCAGCGCCGCCGACAGAAGACCAAAGCUCCAGGCUUUGCCUUCAACGAGACCCAGGGCGAGGAAGAGGAGUUGGUGUCUGAGAAGAUGGUGGACACGAGGCGCAGCGGCUGGCACAUGCUCCCCGUGUCGCACAGCAUCCAGUCCCUCCUGGACACCGGUGGCAGCGUCAUCGAUCUGCGAGUCUCCUGCCCGCAGUGCACCGAGGCUGGCGCCACACCCAUCUUGGUCCACACCGAGGGCGAGCAACCGGGACGGGAGAGGGACCAAUCCCACCGGCCUUUCCUCAUGGUCGUAUUGCGGCCCGGCAUGGAGGAACACGCUCGCCGACGCGCCAAACGCGGCCUGGAGUGCGAUGGAAAGAUGCACAUCUGUUGCAAGCGGCAGUUCUAUGUCAACUUCAAGGACAUCGGCUGGAACGACUGGAUCAUCGCACCGCCGGGCUACCACGCCAACUACUGCGAGGGCGACUGCCACGUGGCCAGCAUCACGGGCUCCUCGCUGUCCUUCCACUCCACUGUCAUCAACCACUACCGAAUGCGGGGCUACGCGCCCUUCCAGAACACCCAGUCGUGCUGCGUGCCCACGCGACUACGCGCCAUGUCUAUGCUCUACUACAACGAGGAGCAGAAGAUCAUCAAGAAGGACAUCCAGAACAUGAUUGUGGACGGGUGUGGAUGCUCAUAA
Oncorhynchus masou masou (cherry salmon) is the source of this 1101-nucleotide messenger RNA. RefSeq names its product inhibin subunit beta Ab (gene inhbab). The transcript has 3 exons. Gene Ontology annotation, molecular function: cytokine activity; hormone activity; growth factor activity. Lineage: Eukaryota; Metazoa; Chordata; Actinopteri; Salmoniformes; Salmonidae. The record is from RefSeq and is a predicted model, not a curated record. Bases 16 to 1101 code for a protein of 361 amino acids. Gene Ontology annotation, cellular component: extracellular region.